CUUCCAGUGCUGCCAGCGUCAUUGCUGUGCGCCCGGCAACAUGGCGGCUGUAGAAGACGAAGAUGGCGGUCAGAUUCCUCCUGAUGUUCAGUCCAUUGACCGCGGCGGCGGCGGCUUUAGGUGCCUCCUGUGCGGCGUUAACAUACCGAACCGUCCAAGCCUCAAUGAUCACCUGCAGGGACGACGUCACAAGAGACUGUGUGAGGAGCGAGACAAGCGCCAGCAGCAGCAGGAACGUAGUGUGUUUGUCAGCGGCUUUUCUAAAGACAUUUCCGAGGAUCAAAUUAAAGAGGUCUUUGAAAAAAUAUUUCCUGUAAAGCAUAUUGUGAUGGACAAAGAUCGGGGUCUUUAUGCUAUUGUGGAGUUUGAAAGUCAAGAUGGGGUUUGCCAAGCACUUUCGGAGACUGUCAUCACACUAGAAGGUCAUCGCUUGAAAGUGAAACCACGUGAAAAGAAGGAGUUCAAGAAUAAGAAAGGAGGUACCCCCCGAAAUCUGCAACCUCCUGAUCCAGAAACUCUAAGCAAGCAACUGAUACGCUGUACUGAUGUAGAAGAUCAAAUAAAAAACCUUGUCUCACUCUGCUCUCCAUCUCAUCACGAGAGCCGCCUGCGGGAACUGCUGCUUUCUCUCCUUCGAGAAACCUUUACGGAGUUCUUCCCAGGUUGUCAGCUUCUCCCUUUUGGUUCCUCUGUAAAUGGCUUUGAAAUCAGUGGGUGUGACUUGGAUUUACAUUUGGAGCUUGGUGAGAAUGACCGCAAUGAAAAAGACGACCUGAACAUAGAAAAUGAGAAAAUGGAAGCCAAGCUGGAGAGUAUAGACAAGGAUUUAAGUGGAGAACAUGUUGUACAAGAUAACGAACUGGAGGAAGAACCAUCUCCUAAGAAAGAUGGGGAAGAGCUGGUAAUGCAAGUUACAGAAGCGGAUGAUGACGAUGAGAAUAUCACACCUGGCCUUUCACUGCUAGGACUUUCCCAAGAGGAGAUCCUUGAAGUUGUUGGCAGAGUCCUAAGGCAGUGUGUUCCUGGCGUACAUGGGGUUCAGAGCGUCCCCUCUGCACGACGGCCUGUUAUACGUUUUCAGCACAAGACUUCAGGCUUGAGAGGAGAUAUCACCCUAAACAACAGGCUUGCAUUGCGUAAUUCCUCAUACCUGCGCCUUUGUUCUGAUUUAGACCCUCGGGUUCCACAGCUUGUGUACACAGUGCGAUACUGGGCCCGGGUGCAUCAGCUUGCAGGUAACCCACUCGGGGGCGGACCGCUGCUGAAUAAUUAUGCUUUGACACUAAUGGUUAUUUUCUUCCUACAAACAAGGAGCCCCCCGGUAAUUCAGAGCCUCAGCCGUAUGAGGGAGAUUGCUUUGGAUGACGCCUCGCAUGUGAUUGAUGGCUGGGACUGUUCUUUCAUCUCUGAUAGCACUCAAUUCCCCGUUAGUGAAAACCAGCAGAGCCUCAGCUCUCUACUUUCAGAAUUUUUUUGUUAUUUUUCUUCCCUUGACUUGCAUUCACAUAUUCUCUGCCCCCAUGAUGGUCUUCUUGCCUCCGUCCCUGUUUCCUCACCUAUCUGGGCUGAAGGAUUCCGCGUGGGCUCCCUUAACGUUCAGGAUCCUUUUGAAUUGAAUCAUAAUGUCUGCGGUAACGUCAGCUCACGGAUAGCCCGCCGCUUCUCCGUUCAAUGCUCUGCUGCUGCCAAGGCUUGCCGCACUCCUUUAUACCAGCUCCGAUCAGCCUCUCGUCCCUGGGGCAUUAUCUUAUUAAUACAGUCAUCAACUUCUGAAGGGGAGAAGGCUGAAGGGGCAGACAUUUCUAUAUCUACUGGAAAGGCUUCAGUGGAGGAGGUAUUUUUAGCUGUGAAGACUGUUUUGGUUGAGGUGUUACUAUGCAGCUGUAAACAGGAUAGUGAGAAGGAUGGUUGUAGUGUGAAAAGCCGUGAAGAAAGUGACCAGGACGUGCCCUGUGUGGGGGAGCUCUUCAUCGAUGAUAAAGGUUCAGAGAUGAAAGAGGAGAAUAUGAGCGAAGAUGGAUUAAAAAAUGAGAGAAAACGGGAGAGCCCCGAAGAAAUACAGAGCUCCAGCCCGAAAAGGAGGAGGCUAGAGGAUGAUGGGAGUGAUUGUGUGAAUGAUCAACAAAAUAACCUUUCUGAGAAAAAUCUCAGUAAAAUGGAGAAUGCAUCUAAAACACCCAAAAGCCCUACAAAAGGUGUGCUGUCCAUGAAGAUCGAUGUCUGGCAUCAUGUCUGGGAGGGAAGACGCAAGAUGCGGAGGAGCAUGCAAGGGAAGGUGGUCCAGGGCAUGCAACUAGAGACUGCAGUGUCACAGGCCUUGUCUGCCGGCACAAUAGAGGGUGGCAGUCCAUUAAUGCAGAUGACGGUAACCGCUCACCUGGGCCCUGAGGGAAAUGCUCGACUGCAUCUCUCCCCAGAUUCUGAUGACUAUGACUGCAGUGCUGUCUUCUUCCACUUUUUAAAGAUAUUUCUACCUCGAAUGGUGGAAGAGGUUCUUACAGGUAAAGACUGAAUUUGGUUAAGAAAUAUUCGUUCCAAUGCGGUGUGUGCCAUUACGACAGCCCUGUCGUUGCCCAAUAGGCAGUGUAAUAUGGGCAGGAUUCCACCACAUUGGCGAAGAAGAAAGUAAGGAUCCAUCUGACCUUUUUCUUUUUGGAGGAAGAACCAGUUCCUCCCCCUGAAGAGGAGGUUUGUGCUGACCAUAGCAGCAGGAGAGGCUUGUGUGUAUUAUAGGGCCCCUCUACUUGUUAGGAAGGUUCAUCAUUCUGCUGUGUGUAUUAUAGGGCCCCUCUACAUGUUAGAAGGUUCAUCAUUCUGCUGUGUGUAUUAUAGGGCCCCUCUACAUGUUAGGAAGGUUCAUCAUUCUGCUGUGUGUAUUAUAGGGCCCCUCUACAUGUUAGAAGGUUCAUCAUUCUGCUGUGUGUAUUAUAGGGCCCCUCUACAUGUUAGAAGGUUCAUCAUUCUGCUGUGUGUAUUAUAGGGCCCCUCUACAUGUUAGGAAGGUUCAUCAUUCUGCUGUGUGUAUUAUAGGGCCCCUCUACAUGUUAGGAAGGUUCAUCAUUCUGCUGUGUGUAUUAUAGGGCCCCUCUACAUGUUAGAAGGUUCAUCAUUCUGCUGUGUGUAUUAUAGGGCCCCUCUACAUGUUAGAAGGUUCAUCAUUCUGCUGUGUGUAUUAUAGGGCCCCUCUACAUGUUAGAAGGUUCAUCAUUCUGCUGUGUGUAUUAUAGGGCCCCUCUACAUGUUAGAAGGUUCAUCAUUCUGCUGUGUGUAUUAUAGGGCCCCUCUACAUGUUAGAAGGUUCAUCAUUCUGCUGUGUGUAUUAUAGGGCCCCUCUACAUGUUAGGAAGGUUCAUCAUUCUGCUGUGUGUAUUAUAGGGCCCCUCUACAUGUUAGGAAGGUUCAUCAUUCUGCUGUGUGUAUUAUAGGGCCCCUCUACAUGUUAGAAGGUUCAUCAUUCUGCUGUGUGUAUUAUAGGGCCCCUCUACAUGUUAGGAAGGUUCAUCAUUCUGCUGUGUGUAUUAUAGGGCCCCUCUACAUGUUAGGAAGGUUCAUCAUUCUGCUGUGUGUAUUAUAGGGCCCCUCUACAUGUUAGGAUGGUUCAUCAUUCUGCUGUGUGUAUUAUAGGGCCCCUCUACAUGUUAGGAAGGUUCAUCAUUCUGCUGUGUGUAUUAUAGGGCCCCUCUACAUGUUAGAAGGUUCAUCAUUCUGCUGUGUGUAUUAUAGGGCCCCUCUACAUGUUAGGAAGGUUCAUCAUUCUGCUGUGUGUAUUAUAGGGCCCCUCUACAUGUUAGGAAGGUUCAUCAUUCUGCUGUGUGUAUUAUAGGGCCCCUCUACAUGUUAGGAAGGUUCAUCAUUCUGCUGUGUGUAUUAUAGGGCCCCUCUACAUGUUAGAAGG
Molecule: messenger RNA, 3895 nt
Organism: Bufo bufo (common toad)
Lineage: Eukaryota; Metazoa; Chordata; Amphibia; Anura; Bufonidae
Gene: TUT1
Product: terminal uridylyl transferase 1, U6 snRNA-specific
Exons: 10
Coding region: 41-2512 (823 amino acids)
Cellular component (GO): mitochondrion
Molecular function (GO): RNA binding; poly(A) RNA polymerase activity
Source: RefSeq, a predicted model, not a curated record